Molecule: messenger RNA, 3402 nt
Organism: Balaenoptera musculus (blue whale)
Lineage: Eukaryota; Metazoa; Chordata; Mammalia; Artiodactyla; Balaenopteridae
Gene: ARHGEF39
Product: Rho guanine nucleotide exchange factor 39
Exons: 8
Coding region: 1804-3018 (404 amino acids)
Biological process (GO): positive regulation of cell migration
Cellular component (GO): plasma membrane
Molecular function (GO): guanyl-nucleotide exchange factor activity
Source: RefSeq, a predicted model, not a curated record
CUUAACCGUCUUCCCUGGCCCCUCUUUCCUUUGGCUUUAGGGGAGAGGGGCGGGCAGAGUAUGGUGUGCCUGACUUGCUCUGUGGGACCCUUGGUCCCCAGGGAAUGAGUUGUCUCCGAGUGUCCUCACUGUGUCUUACUCAGCUCUGCCCUCUUCUUCCUCAAAGCUGAGUGAUUUCCCAACCUGAGCUCACAGCAGGCUCUAUUCCCCUCUCCUCUUCCAUCCACCUAGAGCACAUUCACACGCUGGCAGGAUGCCCAAACACACCCAUCACUGACUGCGCCCUGGGAGUGUGCUCUGUUCCCAUUACCUGGGCUCAUGGUGAUACCAAUUAUCAUGAGAUUAUCUGCCCCCUUCCACCCUUGAGCUCUUAGUUUGGACUGUCCCACAUUCACCUGAGACAGUGUAACCAGUCCUCCACCUAUGUGGUAUCACCAGUUCCUGUGACCCAUCCAAGGUACAGUCUGACCCAAACUCUCUCUUGCCUCCAUCGAGCCCUUCAAGUAUUUCCCUGAUUAAGUCCAGCAUUUCUCCAUCCUCAGAAUACUUAGAAUGUCAGAGAGCUAGAGGCGACCUCAGAAUCCUGACAAUACCCUGGCUCUUGGCUUCGGGCCCAGAUUCUUAAGAGUCCUCAGUGGUAGGAAUAGGGUCUAAAGUUUCUAACAUUUUGCUUUUUAAUAGCACUUUUUUUUCUAAUUACAAAGUAAUGCAUGCAUGCUCAAGCAGAAAACUUCGGAAAAGCAGAAAAGUAUAAGGGAAUUUAAAAAAUCACCCUAUUUAUCCCAUUUACCCCCUCAGUGGUCCAGUGCCUGGAACAGAUUAGGUGCUUAAUAAAUAUUUGUUGAAUGAAUUAUCUUUGAUCCCAUCACCCAGAGAUAAAAGCCACAAUCACCUUUUGAUUGUUUAUCCUUCCAGUCAUAGAUAUGUUAUCCUACCUAAAUAAGAUCAUAUUGUACACAGUUUUAUGGCCUGCUUUUUUUCUCUCGGCAAUAUACUAUGUGUUUUCCCAUAUUGAUAGCUUUUUUACAUCAUUAAUGCUUUCAUAUUAUUCUUCUAAUGGCUGUACCAUAAUUUUCCCAGCCAAUUCUCUACCAUUGGGCAUUUAAGUGAUUUCCAGUUUUCUGUUGUUACAACAUCUUGCCACUCAUCCUAGUACAUAUAUUUUUGUCCACAUAUCUAUUUUUUAGGAUGCAUUCCUAGAAGUGGAAUUGCUGGGUUAGAAGAGUAGGCACAUUUUAAGAUAUCUCAUGCAUACUGACAAAAUGGCACUGCUAAUUUACCCUCCAGGGCUAUUGCCAGUUUUCAAAAAGACCUAACUAAGUAAAGAAAAUCUGGUACAUUUUAUCUCUGACUAGGUAACACAGACUCAUCAACUCUAAGCUUUUGGCCAGAAUUACAGCAAUUCCGACCCACCAUGUUAGUUAUUGACACUUGCUGACCGGAAGCUAACUGGCUAUCAGGUUUUGGAUCAGUAUGGAAAGAGAAAGCGAGUUAGUGACUUAAAACCUAUCAACUCUUCCGGGGGCCAAAAUAUUCAAAACCUGGUGACCCGUGAGGAUUCCUAGUCAUGAAAGCAUUGGGGACAACUGGACCCCGGUGUUUGGCAUGGGCCCAGGACAGAAUCUUAAUUCUACAGGUGGGACACUGUGACCCUGCCAGUGUCUAAACCCCCAACUCUCCUGACUCAAAGUCCACGCUGCUGCCCCAACUUAGUGCUACUCAAAGGAGGGCCACCCACUUGCCCCAACCUGCCCUGCCCCGGAAGGCGCCGCACACCGGCAGCGCCGCCCUGGCGGUGACCUGAUGCGGUUCAGCUGGCAGCUGCGCACGCUCCGUCCUGCGCGCAGCCUCCAGGCGCCAGAGGGCGCGCUCCUCUCCAAGGCCCUGCCCCCACGGCCCCGCCCCCGGAGCCGUUGGAAUUUGAAUCUCCGGCGGGCUGCGGCUGCAGGUGUCGACCCCUCAGUCCGGCAUGGAGAGCCCGGGCCCCAGCGCACGGUGCCCGGUGCAAGAGCAGCGUGCUCGUUGGGAGCGGAAACGCGCCUGCACUGCCCGGGAGCUGCUGGAGACCGAGCGGCGCUACCAGGAACAGCUGGGGCUGGUGGCCACGGUGCGGGGCCCGCACACCCUCCCUACUUCGUGGGGAUUCUGAGAGCCAAGGGCACCCUGCGACCACCAGAGCGCCAGGCCCUGUUUGGGCCCUGGGAGCUCAUUUACGGCGCCAGCCAAGAGCUGCUUCCCUACCUCGAAGGAGGGCGCUGGGGACAGGGGCUGGAGGGCUUCUGCCCCCACCUGGAGCUCUACACCCAAUUUGCUGCCAACGCUGAGAGGUCCCGGACCACCCUGCAGGAGCAAUUAAAGAAGAACAAACGUUUCCGGAGGUUUGUGCGACUUCAGGAAGGUCGCCCUGAGUUUGGGGGCCUUCAGCUCCAGGACCUGCUCCCUCUGCCUCUGCAGAGGCUCCAGCAGUAUGAGAAUCUUGCCAUUGCUUUGGCUGAAAACACAGGUCCCAACAGCCCUGACCAUGAACAGCUCACAAGGGCUGCCCGGCGGAUAAGUGAGACUGCCCAGAGAGUCCACACCAUCAGUCAGAAACAGAAGAAUGACCAGCACCUCCAGCGUGUCCAGGCUCUGCUCAGUGGACGGCAGGCAAAGGGGCUUGUCUCAGGUCGCUGGUUCCUACGCCAGGGUUGGCUGCUGGUGGUGCCUCCCCGAGGGGAGCCUCGGCCCCGAAUGUUCUUCCUCUUCUCUGAUGCACUCCUCAUGGCCAAGCCUCGACCCCCAUUGCAUCUGCUGCAGAGUGGCACCUUUGCUUGCCAGGCCCUCUACCCUAUGGCCGAGUGUCAACUCCACAGGGUCUUUGGCCACUCAGGAGGCCCCUGUGGUGGACUGCUCAGCCAGCCAGAAGAACUAGAGGAAUCUUACAAAUUCGAGUCCAGGAUACCUCAGGGAGAGGUCAGAGUCGGAAGUACAAAGGAAUCUUCUUCAGUACUAACAAAACACAGACUCUUCAUGGUUUGAGAAGGGUCAUUCUGUGUUUGCGUGAGACUGAGACACGCCAUGUCAUUUGACCAGCUCUUAAGAAUCAGGACACCAAACCUGACCCAACUGAACCUCAGCUGAACCAGCUAUUUUUAUGUUGUAUGUAGUUUCUAUAAUUUAUUUUCCCACAGGAUUUUAGUAAAGUUUUUUCUUUUUUGGAGAAGCCUUUUUAUCUCACUCAGCUAUGCAAUAUGAGAAAAGGGAUUUUUGUGCCCUGAAGGCUGGCAUGACGGUGGCCUCAGGAAUACAAAGAGAAGGACUGGAGCUCCCUCUGUCUUCUCAGCUCCUGCACUGGAAGACAGCCUCUUUGUGUCCUAAUAAGGGAAGCGUUUCAAGAAGGCCCGGUUGUUUUCAGGCACCUAG